UCACCCAGAACCAGUUCGAGCCAAUCAAAGCGAACCGCUCAGCACUGUUGCGAUUCGGAACCACAGUGGUGAACGGAACUUGAACAGAACUGGAGACGCGACGCAAAUGGAAAAGAAAACAUAAACGUUGAAAGCUGGAAAAAUGCGCUGUAAAUCGCCAGCCGUUGGUUAGCAAGUGCAAAAGCGCGUUCCCGAGUGUGCCCGUGAAUAAUUCGCAAUGCAAUAAGGUCGGGAAAUUGCGGAAAACAGCAUCGAAAAGCAGCAAGAGAACCCAGGCCCACCCCGCUCACCACCCUCCUCUCCAUACACCUCAGCAACGUCAGCGGGCGAAAGAGCGGGCGUUGCUAAAUAAUUUCUCCGGGGCGCUCCGCUGGACAAAAAGUGUUUUCUUCUUUUUUUUCUCGUUGGCGUGCGCGUAUAAAUAAAUAGCUGAAAACAGCCAGAGAAAAUAUAAGGCUGAAAAUCAGGCAGAGAAAAUAAAUCGCAGAAAAAAUUAGAAAAAAUCAGCAAAUAGAAAGUGUAUACCGCCUGCACUUGUGCCAGUGUGUGAGUCAGUGUGUGUGAUGUGUGUUUGUGUGCGGGCCAGAGAACACAAGGUGCAAAAUGUUUACAAAAAAAUCUCAUGCCGACGUGAAAAAAUCCACGGCCAAAUUGCAGGAUUGCAAAAAGGAUUCCGCCUCUAGAUUGCGACACCUACGCAUGAUAUUAGAUAAUGUGGAGCUAGAAGAGUCAAAAUCGCUGUUCGAGACCAACUACAGCCAUGUCUACUUUAUACUCUACGACACCUUCAUCCAAGCUGAGGCGAAUCUAAAGCAAAAAGAACUUCCGUUUCACAUUGUACACAAGGCUCAUCGCGAGGAACUUGACGGUUCACUAUGGCUCCUGGACAAGAUACUAUGCCUCUUGCCCGAGUUGCUGGCCCGACGGUGGCAAUGCCACUCUCUCAGUCGCAUCAUGGCCAAGUUGCUGCACCUGGGGAACUCACCCAAGCUGAGACGCGAAGGUGUCAGAUACUUUCUACUUUGGUAUCAGACGCUUGGCGAGAAUGCUCCAGGCUACGUGCAUGCCAUGUACGCUGACCUUAUCCCCGGCCUAAUUGUACCCCAAAAAGGAGUAGUCGGUCCGGAUACGGAGUUCAGUGCCUCGGACUUUCUCACCCAUCCGAACAUGAAGGCGGAUGGUGGUAUGGCGUCCGUUUUUCACGACAACGCAUUCUCGCAUCCCGUGCAAAGUUCGGAGGUGGUUGCCCUGCUUCCGCCUUCAUCCAGCGAAAAGUCAGCACCUCCCGAUCCUCGGGAUGGCCUGGAGGUUUUGCUAAAUAGCAUGGUACACACGGCGGCUUGUCUGCGAUGGCGAGAUAAUCGCGCCCAGAAAGAUCACCGUGCAUUUGCCUUCCUGCUGCAGCGCUUCAUGGAUGUAUUCCUGCCCGUAUUUUCGCCCAACUUCGACGUAAGUUGUUCCAUUUAUAAUCCCCGCCUGGAUUUGCCCGUUAUGCGAUCGAUUCACAAGAAGGAAGAAGUGAUGGCCUCGUGUGUUGUGGUCUUGAUCAACUGGGUCUCACGUUUUACCCACGAGCGCUUGCUAAGUCAUCGCUUGGACUGCACACUGCACAUCGAAGACGUAGACCAUGUCCGUCUUCAGGGCUACCAGCAAGGUCUCAUCGUUCGGGAUGUGUUAUAUGUCAGUCGUGAGAACAUAAACUUCGUGCACGAGGUGUAUCGACAAGCGUUUUUGCUGAACUUCACCUCCAAGCCGCAAAUAGAAGCAAUUCGGACGGCCAUUGCUGUGUACCGGGAUUGGAUGACAGGAGAGACACCUCCGCCAUUUUUACUAGAACCAAAUGACGAUCCGCCACCUCAGUCGACUGCGGGUGGAACUCCCAGAAGUCAGCGGCUGCGCACGCCCUCUUAUGUGGGUGCCAUUGCGGGCUCCAAGGAUCAACUGGCAGUAAGAGCUGGACGGCAGAAUGUAUUGCAGGUAUUUGUGACCAACGCGGCAAAUGUGUUCCUGGUGAACACGGCCAAUCUGAACAUCUGCUUUCCCACCCGUUCACGAAGUUAUCGAUCCACACCGUUGGAAGAACAGACGGAAAUUUGCAAGAAGGUGCUGAACGUGUACCGCACAAUGGUGAUGAACACGGAAAUGGACUCACGUACCUGGGAGCAACUGCUUAUGGUGCUACUGCAGGUCACCUCAGUUGUACUGCAUCAAAACCAACAUUCGUUGCCAAGUGGCACCUCAAAGAGUGCCACCUUAGGUGGAAUUCUAGGAUCGGCAAUAUUCCAGACUCUCAUUGUGACAUGGAUACGAGCACACACUAAAGUGCCUGUUAAUGUACAGCUGUGGGAGAAGUUUCUGAAUGUUCUGCAGUCUUUGACGCACCGCGAGGAACUUAUUGUUGAAUGGAAUAAGACCAUCCAAACAUUGACACGUGUAUUUUCGCGAUACACUUAUUGCAUAAACUUGCAAGAUUUACCACUAGAUCGUGUGGCGGAGAGCCGCGCGGAGAAGCGCCGUCGAAUUGGGAGUGUCUGGCAAGGAUCAGGAUCGGGCAGUGCUGCCAAUGGAGGUGCUGCUUCUGCUGCUAUUAGCCAAAACAGGCAGCGAGAAUCACUAGCGGAAUCGAGUAGCAGUCGUUCGGAGGAGACGUCGUCCCAGGCGCCACUUGCCAAUCAUCCACGACCUCACCACCAGCAUUCGCAAUCCCAUGGAGGCACUGGCCAUGGUUCGCGGCCCGUUCCCCUGACUCCCAUGCUGAGUAGGAGCUACAGCGAAGGUAGUUUGGCCUCGGCAGCCAGGAGCUCAAGGAUACGACGCCGUCGGGCAGCCACUCCAAAACCCAAGGUACUCCAGCCACCAGAGAUGGGAGAAAAUCGGUCGAAUCCCCAAGAUCUGAGGCGAGCCAUGUCACUGGAUUCGUUGGCGCGGAAAGGGGAAGCAGAGGAAACGGAUAGCUACCAGGAAGGUGACAACGAAAGUGGAGCAGGCUCAAGGAGUCCAUCUCCCACCGCUAGCAGUGGAAUUGAAGGUGGAUCCAUUAAAGAUGCCCAUUUGCAAAUUGAUGCCAGCUUAGAUGAUGCAAAUUCCGGGAGCUACGGAAGUGGAAGUAACUCGGGAAGUGUUUCCGGACGUCGGUGCAUUAUUCUAGGAGGCUCAGCGGAGGGUUGGCAUCCAGAUUCCACCUCCAUAAUGUGGAAGCGCAUGUUGGGUGCUCUGGGAGAUGUUAACCGUAUACCCAAAGCGGAUCUACACGCCCAGGUGUUUAUGCAUUUGUUGGAGAUGACUCAAAAUCUCAUCAAGAUCAAGCAAAACCAAGGCAUAUCCACGGAUAAUCAGAGCACUCCACCGAUGCCAACUCUGGUGCCUCCGAUCGGAAUUGUUGCUCCCUGGUGCUAUGGAUCUCUCUCACUGGAUCGAUCCUUCAAGAAGGGAAAACUCUGGGCCCUUCAAUUGCUCUGUUCGCUAGCGAUUCAAGGAGCUGUGGGCAUGCAACAAUUGCCAUUGUUUUAUCAUGCUCUCCAUCAGUUGCUGACCGGGGAGGAUCGGGAUUUGAUUUAUGCAAUUCUUAAACACUUGGAAGGUCCCAGAUUACUGAGUUUGCUCUUGCCAGGACACACUUUGUUACUGUUGGACUUGGUCCAUGCAAGUGCAAUCUUGCUGACUUCCCUGGAAGUCUCCAGGAGCACACCAAGAGCAGAGGUAGCGGCUCUCCUUGGAUCUCUGCUCUGCUAUCCGUCCUCUUUGCUGCCACGCCCUGUCCUGCAACCGUCGCCACAAAAGUUUGAACUUAUGGAGUGUCCGGACUUGCAGGAUCACAUCCUGAACAUAGUGCUGAGAUGCGCCAGGAGGGAGCCUUCAGCUAAAGCGCGAUGCAUUGCCCUUUCGCAACUUGGACAGUGGCUGCUUAUGCGUCUUUCCCAACCUUUGUCAGUAUCAUCGAGUUCUGGAAAGAGUAACAUGUUCCAGCAGGCAGUGCCACAUCACAAAGAUGUCCAUCCCAAGGAGACACAGGUCUACAAUCCGCGCAUCAAAGAAGUGCUUCAAGUACUGCUCCAGGCACUGCAGUUCAAGCAUCACACCAUCGCCAUGGUGGCAGUGGAUUCAUUAAAGUUGUGCGCCGAACGUGGACACCAACUGGCAUCGAUUGAAAGGGUUCCGCAGCUCAUCAUCACAGCUAUUUGCAAGGCCUUAGAGAUCCAAAACGUCACCAAGCCUAAGGAUUCUGAUAAGGUGGUGCUGACAUCGCUGAUGUUGUGCCUAGGCGAAUUCUGCAUGGCAAUUCCGGCCCCAAUUAUGUUGGCGCCCUUCAACGAGCAAGAGGAUACGCUGGUGCUGCAGGUGCUAAGAGUGCUCCUUCAAGUUGCCUCGGGAGCCCCUCGCCAUGAGAGGGUAAAACUGACGGCCGAUGAUGAUUUCGAUAUGCACAUUGCACACGACGAUCUUCAAGGUGAUGGACGCCUGCCAGAGGCUACUUAUCAAACGUCUGAGACCAUCCAGAAGUGUAUCACAGCCAUCAAGUUGUGUGCCAAGGCGGUAUCCAUGCAUCUGGUCACCCACGUUGGUCAUUUUCCCAUGGGAAUCGGAGCAUCUCGAUUGAGCUCUAUGGUAGAGGAACAGGAUGACAUUGGUAGUUGUGCUUAUGGUGGUCAAGUGGAAACGAGGCGUGAUUCUGUAGAUCUUCCUUCUGUGGUGAGUGCUCAGAAUAUGCAGUUGUUUAUGCUGAGCUCAGGUCUGGUCGCCAGUUUUAUUGAGUUGCCAACUCUAAAACUUCCUGGUGGAGGAAUCACAGCCGGCUUGGUCACAGCUGAGAAGCAAGUUAGGGUUCUAAUGCGGGAUCUCAAUGGCAAAGCUUGUUGGGAUGCCUCAAUAUUAUAUUCGGAACCGCGAAAGCUGGAGGAGGUUCCUCCAAAAACCACACCAAAGAUUCACCAGUCCCAACCGUUGGAUUCCAUGGUGUCAUCCAUGGUGGCGCAUGAGCUGCAAGCUCCUCGACAUACGUUGCGACACCGUCCGGCGGGAGUGCUGCCAUUGGCCAAGGAUAUGGCCCCGGAUCUGGACCAACUGGACGAUAUGCUGGCGUAUAUCGGACAUACAAGUCCGGAGUGUGUGGCUCCCACAGUGAGCCAGUUAAAUGCUCCAAGUAGCAGUCCUCUGAGUGGUAAUCAAGAGGCGCAAGCCAUUUCGGUGAUACUUAAUCAGCGCCUCCUAGAGCAAGAAUACGUGACUCAUUCGACGCAGGCCCCGUCCCCGGCUUUGCGGCAUGCCAGCUCCAGUUCUUCGUUGCAGCAACCGGACCAGAGGUCAGUACACUCCGCUACAGCCUCCUUUGAUUCCCUGCCCACGCGGACGGAGAUGCCGUUCCAGUAUUGCCGGUUGCUCUUCUCACAUUUGGGUCUAGCCGGAUGGGAGCGACGUUCCAGGACGCAUUUGCUUCAGAGAAGCGAGAAACUCAUGAGGGAAUUGAGAAAUGUCGAUCUCCAAAAAUGCCGGGAAACCCACAAAAUGGCAGUGAUUUAUGUAGCCCCCGGCCAGGAAGAUAAAGGAAGCAUUCUAAGAAAUACGAGUGGUAGCAGCACCUACGAGAUGUUCGUUUCCGCAUUGGGUUGGGAGAUUGAUUUGGAGACGCACAAUGGUUUCCUAGGCGGAUUACCACGUCAAGGAUGCGGAGCAACAGCCCCGUAUUAUGCUACACCCUUUCUGGAGGUGGUUUACCACGUAGCCACAAGAAUGCCAUCGGACUCUUCGGAGGCCAUGCUGCUAAAAACGCGCCAUCUCGGCAACGACGAGGUUCACAUCGUGUGGAGUGAACACCAUCGGGAUUACAGACGGGACAUUCUGCCCACCGAGUUUUGCGAUGUGUUGAUUGUGGUUUAUCCCCUGAGAAAUGGUUUGUUCCGGGUGACUGUAAACCGGAAACCAGAGGUUCCAUGGUUCGGACCAUUAGCCAAUGAAAGUGUGGUGAGUGGCGCAUGCCUGGCCACUCUGAUCCGAGCCACUGCCAUUAACGCCAGUCGAACGAAGCGCGCCGCCUUGCCGCUCUAUCAACAAUUCUAUGAAGAGCGCAACAGGUCUUUGGAUAGCGUAUCUUCACGAUACAAGGAGAGUACCACCUUCGAGGACUUUGCCAGCCGCAUCUAUAACCCCAUGCCUCUGUCUACGUUGGGCACUCUUAGGGAAUCCAAUGCCAGCAGUUCGGCAGCACCUCUUGCUUCAGCUUUGCUCGAUCACAAUCGUGCCUCCGUCAAAGGUUGGGUACAAGCGUCUAUUGACUCAGGCCCCAUAAUGGGUAUAGCUCCAUCGGCCUCAGCAGGAUCGACAGCAGCCAUGGAAGCAGCCGCUGGAAUGGCCUCCGCCUCUCCUCGUGGCCCCCGCAAACUAGGUGCUCCAUUCAAGAGCGUGACCAAGAAGCACUCGCUUCAGCAGAUUGUCGUCGGUGGAGGCGGAGGAGCUGGAGGCGACACUCCCCCAGAGAGCCCAACUCUGCCACAGCGACGCUUCAAAUAAAACUUUUCUCUUUCCUCCGAUUCCCGGUACUACCUGCACCCAUUCCCUUCCCCACCAAUCGGGCCGAGGGCCCAGCCAGGCCCGAAAAGAUGCAGAGAGUUCUAAUGCAAACGAAAAGUAUUGCGAAACACGUUUCCUCCUAUAUUAGUUAUUGUAAUUUAUUUCGGUUUCCAGCUUAGUCUAACUAUCAGUGUAUUUAACUAUUUAUUUUCUGCUACCACUAAUCGAACGCAACUCUCUAUUGCUUCCCCUUUCCAUUUAAUUUCCAAGAUAACACUGUGUUGUAAUGCCUUGCGAAUUUUACUUAGUUACAAUGAUUUUUUUUUACGUUUUUAUUGAUGAACCCCGCUCGCCAGCGAUGCGGCUGUAUUUUGCGUCCACUCAAACUUACUUAUUUGAAAUUAUGUUAUCUAUGCACUCAAUUAUGUUAAUUAAUUCGAUGUAAUAUAAGAUUAUUUAGUUAAUGAGCUUUAAGUAUUCGAGUGCAAAUUGAUUAUCAGUUAGCUGAACAAUGGCUUUUUUCGCAUUUACUAUGCUGCGCUUUUUUUCCAAAGCAAUCUGUUAUUAAAUAUUAUAAAUAUUAUUUUUAACAUUUUUAUGUCACAUUUAACGCUUGGCAACGAGAUGCAAAUUCAAAGAAUUCGAUAAUCGUUUUAAGUGUCACGCACAAAAUGCAAGAAUAAUCAAAAUUCGAACAUAGAAACUUGCUCUGCCCAUUUAAAGCAACACGUCAACUACUAGUAUUAUGUAAUCGAGCUAUAUGUAUAGGUAGCCUAGUUAUAAGCAUUCUCUAAUAUCCAAUCCCCUAUCAACUGUCGAUGGCAAUCGUCACUAGGAGUGUGAGUCUUAGAAAGGAAAAGAAAACAAAACAACAGAGUAACUAAAAUUGUUCAAACAAUCGCCUUUUAUUUGUGUGUAAAAAUGAAAUUGUUACAAGAUGAUUUAUUAACCAGUAUAGGGAUGUUCUUCAUUUGUAUUUCACUGCGAAUUGUUUCAACGAAUUGAUCAAAUUGAUAGAUUUAUAUUUAUAUAUAUUUACACCAAAAUAUGUUAAUUUUGUAUUUAUGUAAAACGGGCAACUGAAAGUUAAUUGCAAUGCCUUUUUGUUGCACAAAUGUUUUAUGAAAUCUGUAGUCUAAUUAACACAAUUAACCUUAAGCAAGUAAACAUUUUUGUAUAAAAAACGCAAAAAAAAAAACAAAUAAAUUGAAAAGCAAAUUAAAGCUAUGUGAAAUUUGUAACUAACACCAAGUAACAGAUUAUAUACAACCUACAUUUACAACUACGAUUAAAUAUGUAUAUUAAUUUACUAAUUUAUUUGAGAAACAAUCGAGUAUUUUUCGUAUAAUAAAUAACGUGAAUUUAA
Messenger RNA from Drosophila eugracilis, 7870 nucleotides. Its product is annotated as probable Rho GTPase-activating protein CG5521. The record is from RefSeq and is a predicted model, not a curated record. The coding region runs from base 604 to 6504 and encodes 1966 amino acids. Gene Ontology annotation, cellular component: cytoplasm; nucleus. Gene Ontology annotation, biological process: regulation of small GTPase mediated signal transduction; positive regulation of GTPase activity. NCBI's taxonomy places the organism in Eukaryota, Metazoa, Arthropoda, Insecta, Diptera, Drosophilidae. The transcript has 8 exons. Gene Ontology annotation, molecular function: GTPase activator activity.